AUGACCCCUGGGGAAGCCCUACUGCUGCUUCUCAUGUCCGCCUGCUCCAGCUCCUGUGUCCGCAGGAGCGGCCACUUUGAGGUGUUCUAUUGGACCCACCUGUCCUACCUCCCAUGUCUGCACGGGCCCAACUUCUGGAAGUAGCUGCUGGUCCCCGGCAUCUUGUUCUUCCUGGAGAAGGCCGUUGGCCUGGCCGCAUCCCUCAUGGAGGCCCUGUGCAUCGUGGAAGAUCUCCUCCCUUCCAAGGUCACUCAUCUCGUCAUCAAGAAGCCCCCUCCUUUCCACUACAGGCCUGGCGACUACUUGUAACUGAACAUCCCCACCGUCGCACACCACAAGUGGCACCCCUUCACCAUCCGCAGCGCUCCCGAGCAGAAAGACACCAUCUGGCUACACACCCGGUCCCAGGGCCAGUGGAUAAACAGGCUGUAUGAGUCCUUCAAGAAAUCAGACCCAGUGGGCUAUGGUUCCGAGAGGCUCUCAAGGAGUUUGAAGAUGAGAAGGAGUCAGAGGAAGCUGCAGGGAAGUGACUGCAGGGAAGUCUCCGAGGUGUCCUCUGAGAACCACCAGUUCUGUAACAUCAAGUGCUACAUCGAUGGCCCUUACAGGACCCCCAACCGCAGGAUAUUCACCUCCGAGCAUGCUGUGCUCAUCGGGGCAGGCGUCGGCAUCACCCCCUUUGCUUCCAUCCUGCAGAGCAUCUUGUACAGGCACCAGAAGAGAACGCACAUCUGCCCCACUGCCAGCACUCCGGGAGGGAGGGUGUGUGUGCAGGAUGCUGACGUGAAGCUCCACAAGGUGGACUCCAUCUGGAUCAACCGAGACUAGCGGUCUUUCGAGUGGUUUGUGAGUCUGACCAGAAUGGAGAUGGACCAGGCCGAGGAGACUCAGGAGGGCCGUUUCCUGGAGCUGCGCAUGUAUAUGACCUCCGCGCUGGGCAAGAAUGACAUGAAGGCCAUUGGUUUGCAGAUGGUCCUCGAUCUCCAGGCCAAGAAGGAGAAGAAGGAUUCCAUCACGGGCCUCCAGACACGCAGCCAGCCUGGGCGGCCAGAUUGGAACGAGGUGUUCCAGAAGUUAGCCACUGAGGAGAAGGGCAAGGUGCAGGUCUUCUUCUGUGGCUUCCCAGCUCUGGCCAAGAUGCUCAAGGACCAUUGUAAGCAGUUCGGCUUCAAGUUUUUCCAAGGGAACUUCUAG
Messenger RNA from Globicephala melas (long-finned pilot whale), 1194 nucleotides. RefSeq names its product NADPH oxidase 5 (gene NOX5). Lineage: Eukaryota; Metazoa; Chordata; Mammalia; Artiodactyla; Delphinidae. Gene Ontology annotation, molecular function: superoxide-generating NAD(P)H oxidase activity. The record is from RefSeq and is a predicted model, not a curated record. Gene Ontology annotation, biological process: superoxide anion generation; defense response. Gene Ontology annotation, cellular component: plasma membrane; NADPH oxidase complex.